AUGUCUACCUUUUCGCGAUUGAUCAGAUUCCUUGCUAAGGCCGGGAAAGCUUACUACGGCGAUGCCAUCCUUCCUUCUGGCGUAACGGAUGUCGGCAAGGCUGUCAAAGCCCGCGUUCUCAGUGGUAACCCCUGGAGCAAGCAUGAAGUUACCAAUCAAGUGGCAGACGUUCAAUCUAUUCUCUGCCCUCUUGCUCGCGAAGACGUUCGGACCGUCCGGUGCCUGGGUCUGAACUAUGAGCAACAUGCUCGCGAAACUGGGACACCAAUCCCCAAAUACCCGGUCUUAUUUUUCAGGCCUCUGACAUCUCUCAACGGUCCCUUUGAUACUAUUCCCCUUCCACCUAUUGCACAACAAGCCGAAGGUGUAGACUAUGAAUGUGAACUGGUUGUCGUCAUUGGAAAGGAAGCCAGAGAAGUACCCGAAUCUCAGGCACUAGAAUACGUUGCUGGGUAUGCCGUUGGGAACGAUGUUUCUCAUCGCGAAUGGCAGCUGCGUCGAGGUGGGACUCAAUGGGGUUUCGGAAAAGGGUUUGACGGAUGGGCUCCCUUUGGGCCUGGAAUUGUCAGCUCGAAACUCAUCCAAGAUCCGCAGAGCUUGAAGAUCUCCACCAAGAUUAAUGGGCAGACGGUGCAAGAGAGCAACACUGGAGAUAUGAUCUUCAGUGUGGCAAAGAUCAUUGCCUUUUUGAGCCAGGGCACAGCACUACUACCGGGCGAUUUGAUCUUUACUGGAACACCCCAAGGUGUGGGUGAGGUCAGACAGCCCCCCCUGUGGCUGAAAGAUGGGGACAUGGUUGAAGUCAGUUUAGAAGGUGUAGGAACCUGCGGUAACAAAGUUCAGGCUGUCAAGGGCUACUCGAUCGAGAAGGCUAGGCAGUAA
Fusarium vanettenii 77-13-4 is the source of this 882-nucleotide messenger RNA. RefSeq lists its product as uncharacterized. The record is from RefSeq and is a predicted model, not a curated record. The transcript is spliced from 4 exons. NCBI's taxonomy places the organism in Eukaryota, Fungi, Ascomycota, Sordariomycetes, Hypocreales, Nectriaceae. Bases 1 to 882 code for a protein of 293 amino acids. Gene Ontology annotation, molecular function: catalytic activity.